This is a messenger RNA of Thlaspi arvense, 660 nucleotides long. The record is from the annotation of a GenBank genome assembly. NCBI's taxonomy places the organism in Eukaryota, Viridiplantae, Streptophyta, Magnoliopsida, Brassicales, Brassicaceae.
AUGGCUGCUCACACCAUCCUCUCGUUCUCAUCGCCUUCUCGCCUUCUCAUUGCUAAUUCAUCCAAUCCGAAUUCACCACUCCUCUCUUCUUCCUCUUUCCGCGGCGUCUCUCUCAACCCUUACCGUCCCCAAUCCGUUUCCUUCUCCGCCAGAGCUCCGUCGAAGAAAGCUUUAACAGUCGUCUCCGCCGCGAAAAAAGCUGUUGCGGUUCUCAAGGGUACCUCCGAUGUCGAAGGAGUUGUUACCUUGACACAAGAAGACACAGGUCCCACAACUGUGAAUGUUCGUAUCACCGGACUCGCUCCAGGGCCUCAUGGAUUUCACCUCCAUGAGUUCGGUGAUACAACAAAUGGAUGCAUCUCAACAGGACCACAUUUCAACCCUAACAACAUGACACACGGAGCUCCUCAAGACGAGAUCCGUCAUGCGGGUGACCUGGGAAACAUAAUUGCCAACGCCGAUGGCGUGGCAGAAACAACACUAGUGGAUAAUCAGAUUCCUCUGACCGGUCCUAAUUCUGUUGUUGGAAGAGCCUUUGUGGUUCACGAGCUUAAGGAUGAUCUCGGAAAGGGUGGGCAUGAGCUUAGUCUGACCACAGGAAACGCAGGCGGGAGAUUGGCUUGCGGUAUGGUUAAACAAUUCGAUUACUAUGAAUUAUGA